AUGAAGAAAGUUGGAGCAUCGUUUGCUCUGUUGGUGGCGCUGGUAGCGGUCGUUGCCUUGUUGCAACCCGCUCCAACCAUAGCCGAUCGUCUGCGACCAAAGGGAUACAAGCAGACGGUGCAGAAGUUACAGAAGUUUUACGUUGAAUUCGAAGCUGAAGUGUCCCGGGAAUUCCGUCGCUGGAAACAUGAGGGCGUGAUGUCGCCACGGUUUCGCGAGAUAAUCGCCUCGUCCCGCAUUGGAACGCACGAGCGGGCGCCAGAGUUACGCGAACUGCCUACGGCACGCGAGGGAGCCUUCUGUGGAAUCUGCCGUGGGUUCGGUGGAUCCGUUUUGGAGCUCCGUCGUGGAGGGGCGUCUCGUGAGGAGAUGUACAAUACCACCGUCGAGCUGUGCACGUUGCUAAACGUUCAGGAGGAACACAUUUGCCGCGGGUUGAUAGAGCUAAACAUUGACCCGCUACUGUACAUCGUGGACAACCGGCCGCAGUUGUCUUCCGGUUCGCUCUGUGCCGUGGUGUUCCAGUCGGACGCUUGCAUUCUGGAUGACCCAGUGUUCAGCGAUUGGGCUGUAGACAUUGACCCGAACGGUACCCCGGUGACCGCCUCCAAGUCGGGAACGCCCCAGCGUGGCCCGAACGAUCUGAAGAUCGUGCAGCUGACUGACCUGCACUAUGAUCCAAACUAUCGCACCGGAUACAAUGCGGACUGUGGUGCGCCAGCCUGUUGCCGUGAGUCGCAGGGUAUCCCCGAGGAUCCAGCUGCCGCUGCGGGCCAUUGGGGAGACUAUCGGGCAUGUGAUACACCUUGGAACGCGGUGGAGGAUCUGAUUGAUCGAGUAGUGGAGGAUCAUUCCGAUGCGGACUUUGUCUACCACACUGGGGACAUUAUCGAUCACGGCAUCUGGGAAACGUCGAUCGGGUAUAAUGUACGUUCGAUCGCGCAGGUCAUUGAUAAGCUGCGUGAAGCGUUCCCGGACACGCCGGUGUACAACAUUCUCGGCAAUCAUGAGGCACACCCCACGAACGUGUACGCCCUUGGUGACAUUGGACGCAACGAUUUCUCCACCAACUGGUUGUACCAUCUGUCGGCGGAUCUCUGGAGCCAUUGGUUGCCACGGGCAACGGCACAAACAAUCCGUCUCGGGGGUUACUACACCGCCUUGGUGCGACCCGGGUUCCGUGUUGUGGCGCUCAACAACAACGAUUGCUACACGUUCAACUGGUGGAUCCUUUACCAGCCCGAUGCACUGGUAACGCAGCUCCAGUGGCUUCAUGACGUUCUCCUGCAGGCGGAAAGGGCCGGAGAAAAGGUUCACAUCCUGGCCCAUCUUCCCAUCUCGUCCGAUUGUUUCAGCGUGUGGCAACGGGAGUACCGCCGGAUUCUGGAGCGUUUCCGGGAUACCGUCAGCGGUCAGUUCCACGGACACACGCACAAGGAUGAGUUCAACGUGUUCUACGGCGCUGAGCAGCCGGAGUUUGCCGUGGGUGUUGCAUGGAACGGUGGCAGUGGAACGGCCCACACGAACGUCAAUCCCAACUACGUCGUGUACUACGUCAAUCCUGAGACUUAUGAAGUGACCGACUUCGAAUCGUACGCGUACAACCUGACCGAAGCCAAUUUGACGCCGGACGAGCGCCCGGACUGGUUCCGGAUGUACUCGUUCCCGGAAGAGUUCGGUGUGUCCGAUCUCAGCCCGGCCGGAAUGGAUGAACUGAUCCAGCGGCUGGCCACCCCCAUCGGACGGGAAGAUCUGCGCCGCUAUUGGGAGUUCAAAGUGAAGCUGGCCGAUGCGUCACUGGCAAACGGAUGCAGCGACACCUGUCUGCUGAACCAUCUCUGCGAGAUCGUCACCAAUGAGUCCGGUGACGACCGGAAGUGCCAGGAGCUUUCCGAUAUGUUUGAAUGAGCACAACUUCCCGAACAAACUUU
This is a messenger RNA of Anopheles coustani, 1931 nucleotides long. RefSeq names its product sphingomyelin phosphodiesterase-like. The transcript has 3 exons. Gene Ontology annotation, molecular function: acid sphingomyelin phosphodiesterase activity. Gene Ontology annotation, biological process: sphingomyelin catabolic process; ceramide biosynthetic process. Gene Ontology annotation, cellular component: lysosome. The coding region runs from base 1 to 1908 and encodes 635 amino acids. Lineage: Eukaryota; Metazoa; Arthropoda; Insecta; Diptera; Culicidae. The record is from RefSeq and is a predicted model, not a curated record.